GUUCAAUGGAUUCAUCCGCCUUCCAUCUUUUCGAAGACACCAGCUUAUGAGUUAAUAGUAGAUGCCGGUCAGCGGAGGAAUACCGGACUUUAGAGGGGUUAUUGUUGUCCGUUGUCACCACCGGUUCAUCAACUUUCUGAUAUAAAACGCAUCAAGAGGUCAUGUUCUCAUCCUGAACAACACAGUGAAACAAAAGCAUACCUUUGAAAACCUUCCAAUAUGACCAUCAAACCAUCCAUCGCCAUCAUAGGAGCUGGCCCCAGCGGCCUGACUCUCGCCCGGCUACUCGAGAUCAAUAACAUCGAUUACAUCGUCUAUGAGCGUGACGAAACCCCAGAGCCCAAGUUCAUCAACCAAGGAGGAACUCUAGACAUCCACACCUCUUCUGGUCAACUCGCUCUUAAGGAGGCUCGGUUGUUUGACGAGUUCAGGAGCAUAGCUCGACGGGAUGCAUCUAGAGUCUGUAUGCAGAAUCCAACCGGUACAGUCAAGGCUGUGUUUGGAGAAGACCGUGAUGCACCCGAGAUUGAUAGACUGCAACUUCGGAAGCUAUUGCUUGGCUCUAUUCCGAAUGACAAGAUUCGUUGGGGUCAUGGUGUAAAGUCUGUCGAGACAGGAGGCAAAGCUACCGAGCAUGUUAUCUGUUUCGCCAAUGGUACCUUCGCAUCUGGCUUUCGUCUCAUCGUUGGCGCAGAUGGAGCGUGGAGCAAGGUGCGCCCGCUGCUUACUUCGUCAAAGCCAGAUUACUCGGGCAAAGUCUUCAUAGAGGGCAGCAUAUCACACAACAAUCCCGCAUAUGUUGCUGCUCUCGAACACGCAGGGCCUGGGAACAUGCUGGCAAUGGGACAGCACAAGAUACUUGCCGUUCAACAGCUGGCCGAUCGCUCUUAUCGGCUUUACAUGGGCAUGGAUGCGCCGGAAGAGCUGUAUCGCAGACCUCUGAGUCAUAAAGAUACAGAGGAUAUUCGCCAGAGAUUCCUGUCUUCACUGGACUUCUUCGCCAAUUGGGCUCCGAACCUGAAGGAAUAUCUGGCCAAUGCUGAAGGGCCAUUUCAUGCGUGGCCUUUAUAUCGCUUGCCUGUUUCAUCAGUGAGUUGGAACAGAGUCCCUGGCGUUACUCUUCUGGGAGAUGCUGCUCAUCUUGCGACGCCGCUUGUUGGAGAAGGAGUCAACAUGGCGAUGCUCGAUGCUCUCAUGCUCUCGACAGCCAUAGCCAAGCACAGUAAGCAAGUUGGUGGUGCAGAUAUUGAAGGAGAUCGGUUGGAAGAUGCCUUGAAGGAAUAUGAGCAGGAGAUGUUUGAACGUGGCCAGGACUACAUACGACGCUGUAUGGCACGCGAAGGGGAGUUCUUUUCGGAGAACGCGGCUGAGGACUUCAUCAACAUGAUCAACGGGGCGAUGCAAGAUGGACAAGAGGAGGCCGAAUGAGAAACUUCAUCUUGCAAGUAUGAAGAGAAAGAACAUUGAACCAUGCAUAAAGUCACAACUCAAUCGGAAUGUUAGAUGGAAUGGAAUCCUUGUUUGUAUUUUGAA
Molecule: messenger RNA, 1533 nt
Organism: Fusarium redolens
Lineage: Eukaryota; Fungi; Ascomycota; Sordariomycetes; Hypocreales; Nectriaceae
Exons: 2
Coding region: 220-1428 (402 amino acids)
Molecular function (GO): FAD binding
Source: RefSeq, a predicted model, not a curated record